Molecule: messenger RNA, 7074 nt
Organism: Oncorhynchus kisutch (coho salmon)
Lineage: Eukaryota; Metazoa; Chordata; Actinopteri; Salmoniformes; Salmonidae
Product: A disintegrin and metalloproteinase with thrombospondin motifs 6-like
Biological process (GO): proteolysis; extracellular matrix organization
Cellular component (GO): extracellular matrix
Molecular function (GO): metalloendopeptidase activity
Source: RefSeq, a predicted model, not a curated record
GUUUUGUAGCAGGUAUGCUUACCUUGAACUAUGCAAUGAUGUACCUUGAACUAUGCAAUGAUGUAUUCACAGGUAUGCAGAUGGAUUGGUCAAGACAAGCUUCCAAUAUAGAUCUAGAUCUAUAGAUUUGCUGCUGUGGACGUGCUUGAAGUGACUGACUGACUGACUGAUCUACCGAUGGAUUCUAGCAUCACCGCCUCCCAUGAUGAGUGUCUGACAUGAGCUCCAAGGGAAACGCCAGUGAAGUCUGGAAGUGUCUGCUGCCCUCAGGAGGAAUCUGAGUGUCUCGGAGACAUUCUCUGGAUGAGAUCUGGAUGAGACAAGAAGAGAAGAAGAAGUAGUGAGAACAUUCCCCCCACAGAGGACCCAAACCAUGGGCUUGUUAUGGUGCCAGGCACGCCGGACUGAUCGUGUGUUCCUAGCCCGUCAGUAGCACCACCACCCCCCUCACCCCUCCUCCCCCCAACCCCAUGUCAGACCUUUCUCUGAAUGAUGGAAAUUUUGCGGAAGACGCUGACUUGUAUAUUGAUAUUGAGCCUGGUGGUGGUCAUGGCUUUCUCUGAAUUUCAAAGACUUUCGCACAACUCACAAGUGGAGUACCUGUCCUACCUGCAGCACUACCAGCUGACUGUGCCGAUGCAGGUGGACGAGAACGGGGACUUCCUCAGCUACACUGUGAAACACCACCGGCCCGGUCGCAGGAGACGAACCGCCGACCCAACCAGCACCGCUGUCGGCCCAGAGCCAACCGGCCGCGCCGAACAGGACCCGGCCCAGACCCGAGUCUUCUACAGACUGUCGGCUUACGGAAAGCACUUUCACUUGAACUUGACCCUCAACCCCCAGCUGGUGUCCAAACAUUUUACGGUGGAGUACUGGGGGAGAGAGGGCCUGGAGUGGAGACAUGACAUGGUGGAGAACUGCCACUAUGUAGGAUACCUGCGGGAUCAGUACACCUCCACCAGAGUAGCGCUCAGUAACUGUAAGGGCUUGCACGGCGUUAUUACCACAGAAGAAGAGCAGUAUUUAAUAGAGCCAUUAAAGAAUAUAUCGUCCACCACUUCCAGCCAAUGGGACCAGGGAGAAGGACAGCAGCAUGUUAUUUAUAAAAAGUCUUCCAUUCCCUCGCCGCGGCAGCAACCCGGCCAACACGAGUUCAGCUGUGGCAUCUCAGACCUCACAAAAAACGCGAGCCCGUGCCAACAUAGCACUCCUUCCCCAACCUCUCCAACCUCUUCUCCCUCGUCCUCUCCCACCCCAGCCCCUGGGUCCAACAGCACCCUGCCCGGGGGGGGCCACAGACGGAGGCGGUCACUCAGCACGGAACGUUUCGUAGAGACCCUGGUGGUAGCUGAUAAGAUGAUGGUUGGUUACCAUGGCCGCAAAGACAUCGAGCAUUACAUCCUGUCUGUGAUGAAUAUUGUUGCCAAACUUUACCGUGAUGCCAGCCUAGGAAACGUUGUGAACAUUAUAGUAACCCGCCUGAUCGUACUGACUGAAGACCAGCCCAACCUGGAGAUCAACCACCAUGCAGACAAGUCUCUAGACAGCUUCUGUAAGUGGCAGAAGUCCAUCCUCAGUCACCAAGGAGACGGGAACAGCAUCCCGGAGAACGGCAUGGCUCACCAUGACAACGCUGUCCUCAUCACACGACUUGAUGUCUGUACUGCCAAAGUUACAUCACCUCAGCCUUCUGCUGCUAUAGGGCUUUCCACCGUCUCUGGGAUGUGUGAGCCGGAGAGAAGUUGCAGCAUCAAUGAAGACAUCGGCCUGGGUUCUGCUUUCACCAUCGCUCACGAGAUUGGCCACAAUUUCGGGAUGAACCAUGAUGGAAUAGGAAACUCAUGUGGGACUAAAGGCCACGAGGCAGCCAAGCUGAUGGCGGCCCACAUCACAGCUAACACCAACCCCUUCUCCUGGUCGGCCUGCAGUAAGGACUAUAUCACCAGCUUCCUCGACUCAGGUCGGGGGACGUGUCUGGACAAUGAACCUCUGAAACGAGACUUCCUGUACCCAACAGUGGUCCCGGGGCAGGUGUACGACGCAGACGAGCAGUGUCGCUUCCAGUAUGGAGCUUCCUCACGACAGUGCAAAUAUGGGGAAGUGUGUAGAGAGCUCUGGUGCCUUAGCAAAAGCAACCGCUGUGUCACCAACAGUAUCCCUGCUGCCGAGGGGACCUUGUGUCAGACGGGAAGCAUCGAGAAAGGGUGGUGCUACCAGGGGGAGUGUGUGAUAUUUGGGACGUGGCCCCAGAGUGUGGACGGAGGCUGGGGUCCCUGGUCGUCGUGGGGGGAGUGCAGCAGGACCUGUGGAGGGGGAGUCUCUUCCUCCAUGAGACAUUGUGACAGCCCAGCGCCUUCUGGAGGAGGGAAGUACUGUCUCGGAGAGAGGAAGCGCUACAGAUCGUGUAACACAGACGCAUGCCCAUCGGGAUCCCGGGACUUCCGGGUGAAGCAGUGUGCCGACUUCGACAGCAUGCCGUUCCGUGGGAAAUACUACAACUGGAAGCCCUACACUGGAGGUGGCGUGAAGCCGUGUGCUCUGAACUGUCUGGCGGAGGGAUAUAACUUCUACACCGAGCGCUCCCCGGCCGUCAUCGAUGGAACACGCUGCCAGGCCGACUCACUGGACAUCUGCAUCAAUGGAGAGUGCAAGCACGUAGGCUGUGACAACAUCCUGGGUUCGGACGCCAAGGAGGACCGCUGUCGGGUGUGUGGAGGGGACGGCAGCACCUGUGAGGCCACAGAGGGACUGUUCAAUGACUCCCUACCCAGAGGCGGUUACAUGGAGGUUGUUCUGAUACCAAGGGGAUCAGUCCACAUAGAAAUCCAAGAAGUCUCCAUGUCCAAGAACUACAUCGCGUUGAAGUCAGAGGGAGAUGACUACUUCAUCAACGGAGCGUGGACCAUCGACUGGCCCAGGAAGUUUGACAUCGCAGGGACAGCGUUCCACUACAAGAGGCCACUUGACGAACCUGAGUCGCUAGAGGCCCUGGGGGCCACCACGGACAACCUAGUCGUCAUGGUUCUUCUCCAGGAGCAGAACAUGGGGAUCCGUUAUAAGUUUAACGUUCCCAUCCAGAGGACAGGAAGUGGGGACAAUGAGGUGGGCUUCUCCUGGCACCAUCUGGCCUGGUCCGACUGCUCCACCACCUGCGCUGGAGGUUCUCAGAAGCAGGAAGUGCUGUGUAAGCGUCUGGAUGAUAACUCGGUGGUGCAGAACAGCUAUUGUGACCCAGACAACAAACCUCCGGAGAACCAGAGGUCCUGCAACACUGAACCGUGCCCUCCGGAGUGGUUUAUCGGCGACUGGUCGGACUGUGGGAAGACGUGUGGCGGCGGGAUGCGGACUCGGACGGUUCUGUGCAUCAGGAAGAUGGGGCCUGCCGAGGAGGAGACCCUGGAGGACAGCCACUGUCUGACGCACCGACCAAUAGAACGAGAGGCCUGCAACAACCAGUCCUGCCCCCCUCGGUGGGUCACUCUGGAUUGGUCAGAGUGCACGCCCAAAUGUGGCCCUGGGUUCAAGCACCGCAUUGUGCUGUGUAAGAGCAACGACCUGACCAAGACCUUCCCGCCCGCCCACUGUCCGUCCCACAGGAAGCCUCCCGUCAGGACCCGCUGUAGUCUGGGACGCUGUCCGCCACCUAGAUGGAUCCCAGGGGAAUGGGGACAGUGCUCAGCGCAGUGUGGACUGGGCCAGCAGAUGCGGACGGUGCAGUGUCUCUCUUACACGGGCCAGCCCUCCAGUGACUGUCCCGAGGGCCUCAGGCCCACUGCCAUGCAGCAGUGUGAGAGCAAGUGUGACGCCAUGCCCAUCGCCAACGGUGACGAAUGCAAAGACGUAAACAAAGUGGCAUAUUGCCCACUGGUGCUGAAGUUCAAGUUCUGUGGCCGUGCGUACUUCAGACAGAUGUGCUGCAAGACGUGCCAAGGACGCUGACCUACUGAGAGAGAGGGAGGGAGAGAGAGAGAGAGAGAGAGAGAGAGAGAGAGAGAGAGAGAGAGAGAGAGAGAGAGAGAGAGAGAGAGAGAGAGAGAGAGAGAGAGAGAGAGAGAGGGAGAGAGAGAGAGAAGGAAGGAGCUGGAGGGGAAAGAGCGAGACAGACAACGGGAAGAGUGAAAGAAACGCAAGACCAGUAGAAGAGGAGGAGGAACGAGGAUUAGGAGACACUGGGACAAGAGAAGAAAAGAGGGAUUUACCCGUUUGUUACACCUGCUACGCCCUCAACCCCCCCCCCCCCCCCCAGCCCCAUCAUCACCGUGGAAACCUAACCACUGCUCAGCAGACACGCUGACACAGACGUUUAUUGCCGUCACUUCUGUGAAGUGGGAACCUUAGAGGAUUAUUGUUACUGAUGUUAUUUUUUAUUAUAAUAAUAAUAAUGAAUAUUAUUUGUAUUAUUUUAUUGUCGUCUGAUUGUUGUCGUUGUUCGUCGCCGUUGUUGUUUUUUGAAUCCAAUGUGCUGGACACGUCACACAUCGAGCGGAAGCACCGCAGGGAUGUAGGGAGUAGCCACUGGAAGGGGGAGAGGAGGAAGGAGUGUAGCUUAAAAAUGGAGGUGGGGGUCGUAAUGUUGCUCUACGGACAGACAGACAGACGUCGGCUCCAGUGCACAAGCGUGCGUGAAUAUCCCAUAAAUUACACCUAAACACUCCCACAUCAUCAAACCCACCAGUACUGUAAUGAACUCCUGGUCAAGACGUCAUCGCCCGUAGUGUCCUUCAAGCGUUUUGUAUUAAAUCUGUCUGCGACUAUGCCACGUGUUGUCAGUAGAGUCCUGGAGGGCGAUGAGAUGACAGAGGGCAUGUUUCUAAAAAAAAUGUUCAGUGCUGGAACCAGAAAACGAGGUGCUGUGUGCCACUUCCGUGUUAUCAGAGGAGCUGAACACAAGGGCGGGGGGGGGGAGUGCUACGGUCAGAUCAUUCUUUUGUUAUAUGUUGGCGUCUCUUCUUUUCUGUCUUCCAAAAAGGAGGGGUGCCUUCGUCUUAAACAACACUCACGUUGUGCCAGAACCCUUAAGGAGGAGGCCCAUUGCUGGGGCAAAAGAAUGGAUUUGUGAAAAGGUCCCUAAUAUUGCAAACUGCACCAUUUGUCAAUGAAGUAGUGAACUGGCUUUGAAGGACCUUAUUGUUGUUACCAUUAUCGUUAUUAUCAUGUAGUUAUUAUCAUGUAGUUCUUAUCGUGUAGUUCUUAUCGUGUAGUUCUUAUCGUGUAGUGGUUGUACUCCACCUCCAAAUAGCCUCAUCAAAAGGCAUUGGAGACAGUUGCUGUUCGUGAACGAUACUGUAAUCAAAGCCGGAGGUCCUCUGUAUCAGCUCCAUAGCAGUGUAUGUGUAGGGCUGAGGUUUCAUCAGCGUGGGAAGAACGCACAGCCUCUUCAGCACUGUGGCUGGAGUUAAGUGAAGGGCCAGUACUCGCACACACACGUCCCUCCCAGCAGACCACGACGUGUUGCCAGACCACGCAGAUCCGGUCUGCCACGGACAGACUACCUCCAGAUACUGUCACCCCCCUCUGCCCCCCACCCCCAUUCUUCGAAGAGAGUACAAAAAGCAAAUAACAGAAUAUUAUGCAACUCAAUGGUGCUUUUUCUUCUUUUUUAUUCCGGUGGAAUACUGUUUGUUUCCGUUGCCACCUCCUCGUUUCCUCUUCAAGUGGGAGGCCUUUCCUGGCUUCACCCUGGCUCCCCCAGGCUCUUCUCCCUGGCUCUUCACCCUGGCUCCCCCAGGCUCUUCUCCCUGGCCCUUCUCCCUGGCUCUUCACCCUGGCUCCCCCAGGCUCUUCUCCCUGGCCCUUCUCCCUGGCUCUUCACCCUGGCUCCCCCAGGCUCUUCUCCCUGGCCCUUCUCCCUGGCUCUUCACCCUGGCUCCCCAGGCUCUUCUCCCUGGCCCUUCUCCCUGGCUCUUCACCCUGGCUCCCCCAGGCUCUUCUCCCAGGCUCUUCUCCCUGGCUCUUCUCCCUGGCCCGUGGUGCUAUAGAAACGGGUGCAUUCACUCCCCACUACCAUACAGUGACUAUAGGCUGGAUCUGUUCGGAGCAAUAUGAACACUAAGACAGUAUCUAUGUUUGUUAAUGCCGGCAAUGUUGUUGUUUGUUUCAAAUGAUCUCUUCUUACCUCACACUGGGAACUUUCAUUGAUGGCGAGGUAUCCGUGGAGUAACCUCGCACACCCAAACACAACACCGCCACCCCUGACCCCUGACCCCUAUACAUGGAAUUCCAGCCAGUUGUAUCCUGUAUUAUUCCUAGCCGUGUCAAACAUUCCUCCAAUGUAAACCUCACCCAAGUGACAUUGCUGCUGGCGUUGGUUCGGGGGUUUGUGAAAAGGGACCGCCACCUGUGUGUGGAACUGACCCACAGUUCCAGACAGCCUCAGACCCCUAUGGAGCCAUGCUGCGGAGGAUAAACCAGUAGGACUUAACGGGAGUCAUAAACGGACCACGUGGGGACUGCCACAAUCAUACGACGACUACGCUACUUUUGUUUUGCUGCUGCUACUUAUUUGGUAGCCACCUCCACAUUGAACCAGGACGUUUGGACAUUAGUGGAUACGAUGAAAACGAAAGCAUUUGACACGUAUUGAACUCCACAUGCUGGGGCUUCUUCCAGGGCUCUCUCGGUGUCAAAUCCGGAGGCUUGAAGUAACAGUUUAUUGGCAUUGGGACACAGAGCCGACAGACGGACAGAGAGACAGACUGACUUGACAGAGGCACUCUAGAAGAUGCUCAUUCCAACUGGUACUCAUAGCUGUGAACUUGGACGUUAUGAAUGUCACGUUGCUUUACCACCUUCAAGGGCAAGAGAGACAUGAAAAAGAAGAAGCAUUAUUUGAUUAGUUGCGUAUAUUUUAUAUUCAGUAUUAAUGUUGGUACACUGUUACUAAUAUUUUUUUUUUUACAUUGAAAAUGAAAUGCUAAUUUAUUGCCAUGUGUCACUUGUCAUACAUUUGCUUCACUGCAUGCGAACAUAACGUCAGUCUCGUGAAAAAUAAAUGCAGUGAAAUUAGGGCCCCUUCACCGAACUGAUUUAACGUAGAUACAUUACGAAAAUAAAGAGAGCAGCUUCCGAAGA